This is a messenger RNA of Phlebotomus papatasi, 1462 nucleotides long. RefSeq lists its product as uncharacterized. Bases 203 to 1396 code for a protein of 397 amino acids. The record is from RefSeq and is a predicted model, not a curated record. The transcript has 4 exons. NCBI's taxonomy places the organism in Eukaryota, Metazoa, Arthropoda, Insecta, Diptera, Psychodidae.
UUUACCACAUACACGCCAUUCCAAAAAUAGUGAAAGUUGCUGUCAGAAAUAUAAACAAAAAUAUUUUUUAAGAAUAUCGUAUUUUUAUGGUAAAAUACCGACUGACAAGGGUAUUUUCUUGGAAAAUAUCUUCUCACAAAUAAAUUAUUCUGAAAAUUUUUACUGAAAAAGUGCAAAAAGAACAAAUUAUAAAUUAAUAGGAAUGAAGGCAAAUCUGAAGGGUUUCUCAGUCAAGCAUCGAGUAUUUCUCGUCAAGAAUUACUAUCAAUUCACUGGUGAUUUCUUGUGUGUAAAAACUAAGUAUGAGGACAAUUAUAGGGAUAGUGAAAAUAUCCCGGAAUUCUCAUACGAUGCAUUGAUGGAGAUCGUCAACCUGUUCGAACGAACGGGUAGUGUAAUGGAGUGUCCAGCUAAACCUCCUGAGAGUUCUAAUCAGCAAAUAGAACGAAUCUUUGUGAAGGAAGAAAAUCCAUUGGGAAUGAUUGAAGAACAGGACUCUUUGAAAACAAAUCCUAAGAGUCAAGUGACACAUAAUAGAGAAACGGACACUGAUGAUGAGGACGACAUGGGGUGGAUAGAUGAAGAAGAUUAUUUUUCACCUCAGAAACCUCCCAAAAUGCCUAUUGAACAGAGAAAUGAAUCAGGAUCAGGAGCCAAAUUGAAGAUUCCCAUGAAGAAAUCAAAGCCGAAUACACAAUUUCCUCUCAAUAAAGAAGCCAAAAAACAACUCCUAAGUAAUUCAAAUAUCAAUUGGAUACCGCAUACAUCUAAUUCUCUUCCUGACAUGGGUAACCCGGAAGAAAGUUUUCAGGGCCAAGGACAGGAUUCGAUCAAAGAAGAUGCAGUAUUGUUCUCUCUUGAUCCAUCAUAUGACAAAAAAUUGGAUGGAAUUUCUUCAAAGAUUGAUAAAGUUCUAAGGCUUCUGCAGGCAAAUGUAUACAGAACAUCAACAUUUAUACCUACAAUUUUGGAUGGUGGUAUGGAAUUGAAUGUCAACUUUCCCAUUACAAGCAAAGAUGAACUAGAAGAACUAAAUAACAAUCUGGCGAGAAAGGAUUACAGAGCAGCCUUUGUAAAAGAAUUGAGCAAAAUUAAUGGAUUUACAGGCAUGGCUGAAGGUCUCAAAGCUGCUUUUCGAUUGUGUGAUCAUAUGUUUGAUCGGGUUCUGCUCAAUCACUACACCUGGACUGGGAACUCAAGGAAUAAUUCUAAAGAUCGUUUCAGUCAAUAUGCCAAUCUCAUUGAAACUUUUGGCGAAAUUAUCAUGCUUGCCGAUCACAGAUUUUCAACUGCACACAAUGAAGAUUUCUUCAAGUCAAAAAUCCUCAAGCACAGUGAGGCAAGAUGCAAGAAUAGAAUUUCUAAUAUAAAAAUUGAAAAUACAUUUACUCUAUAAAUGUAAGUUUUUUUUUCUCGUGUAAUGUCCUGUAUUUGCAAAUAUAAAGUUUAAGAUAUGUAGGUA